AUGCAAAUUGAAAAGAGUAAUGAAUCGGAAAUAGAUUCAUUAAGACGAAAUAAAAAAUACGUACCAUGCCCAACAAGCAAGAAACAUAAUACAAAUGACGCAUGUGAUCCUAUCUCAUUAAAUUCGAAAAAGACCAGUGGCAAUAAAGAAAUCGACAAUGUGAUUUCGUUAUCACAAUCUCAAUCAUCAUCAUAUGAUGGAAAACAUUUAGAAUUAAUAGAGGAACGUGAUGUAAAAAUCACUAAUUUUUUGUGUAAGGGUGGCAAUGGUUCGAUAUAUGAAGGAGUGUGGGGGCCAGGAAGGCGUUGCAUAAAGGAUAAUAUAAAAUAUCGCGAAGCAAAUACUGCGGUUAUUUUAAAACAAAUUAACAAGGAAAACAAUGACAUGAAAAUAGAAAUGUUUCUCAAAGAAUUAGAGAAUCAUACUAAGCUUUCGAAUAGCGGCAAAAUUAUAACAAUUUACGGUGUAGCAAUAAUUAAAAAUGAAUUUACACUCGUAAUGGAAUAUGCACAAAACGGAAGUUUGCAAAAAUUUUUGAAAAAUAAUUACCAUAAACUCAUUUGGAAACAAAAAAUUUCCAUUAUAUGCGACAUCGUUGAAGCUCUUGAACAAAUAUAUAAUCAAAAAUAUAUUCACGGCGAUCUACAUAGUGGAAAUGUGUUAAUAAGCGACAACCAAACUGCAAAAAUAUCCGACUUUGGCUCAUCAAGCGCAUACAAUGACCAACAAUCACGAGAAAAUCUCAAUUGUAUAAUUCCCUACACAGCACCUGAAGUAUUCAUGACAGCGUGGAAUUCGAACCAAAUCAGAUUAAUGAUACCAUCAGAAUUACAUCCUAGAAGUAAACAUCAAGACAACAUUUCCACUAUUGCACCAAAAACAGUUCCAAUAAUAUUAUUAAACGGCGACAUUAUCACAUCAAAUG
Molecule: messenger RNA, 925 nt
Organism: Entrophospora candida
Lineage: Eukaryota; Fungi; Glomeromycota; Glomeromycetes; Entrophosporales; Entrophosporaceae
Source: the annotation of a GenBank genome assembly